Drepanopeziza brunnea f. sp. 'multigermtubi' MB_m1 is the source of this 1179-nucleotide messenger RNA. The record is from RefSeq and is a predicted model, not a curated record. Lineage: Eukaryota; Fungi; Ascomycota; Leotiomycetes; Helotiales; Drepanopezizaceae.
AUGAGCAUCGAUUCAAUAUUCGAGUCGCUCGGGUGCCCGGGGCAGUCACAUCGGUUUGAUUCCCCUACCCAUCAUCUCCGCGUCGAGUUUCGUGCCCGCCGUCCUCAUGGAGCAUCCCAUGCGCAACAAGGCGGAUGCGGCGCUGGGGGUGACUUGCAUGGAGGGAGCCAUGGACACAUUCGUGACUCCGAUCGUGCCAAGGUGCGAGAUAGAAGGGGACUACAGGUUUGCUGGGGGGCUUCAGGUCCCGCCUUUUGGCAGCAUGAUGAUAUCUGGUGGUGCUGGAGAAGGAGGCGAGAGAAGUAUUCGACGGACGAGACCGGUGGUCAUGAGCGCGACGAUCCAGUUGGAUUUCGAGCAGCCGGCAGAUCGAGAUGCAUACGAUGCAGAGCUGAGGGCGCACAUGGUGUACCACCUGCUCUCACCCACCGACGUCUCCCAGUGUUCUCCGAAGCCUAUUGCAGCUGCGGCCCAUGUCUAAUGACGACGCGACGACCUAGCUGGAGCAGCCGAUCACCACCACAGCCGCGCUACGUCUCGCGCAGUUCGUCGGAAAGGUUUUGCGAAUAUCGCGGACGUAGGUCUUGUCGCUGGAGAUGCUCUUCGUCGCCACGUGCCAGGUCGUCCGGAACGAGCUCUCGCUCUUCGAGCGGUUGUGCGACGUUUCGGGCUACGUACGUGUACACCUACGACCCGGCAUCCAUCUUCGCCGGCGCCAUCGUCGGCGCCGCAAUCCUGAACCGGCUGUUCAACGCUGCGGUGUCAAACACCUGGCGGACCACAGCCCGCUGCGUAACAUGGCCAUCUUCGGCUUCGACGACUACGCCGCAUCGCUUAAGCACACCUCUUCUUGCUAAUGCGGCCUUAAUGCUACUUACCUUUCUUGCUACGUACGAAGCUGUAAAGCGCGUUUGCAACGAUCACGCUUUGAACCGUGGAAAAGGAAGCGAAGUCGAAGAAGAGAAGAGCAAAAAGAAGAACAUUAUUCCUCGACGGACUCCUGGGAAGGAGCUUGGUGGAAGGUGGAAAGCUCUGGACGGGGAUGGAAGUCGGAGAGCAAAAGCCAAGACUCAAAGUCAAAUGAUCCGAAAGAAAAAGAAGAAGGAAACCAGAAAAGAGCCUUCAAGGUGGAAAGUUUCGCAUGGCAUGGCAUGGCAUGCCCCCCGCUCCCGGCCUUGA